AUGUUAAGUGAGAUACUCGAAGAGUUCAGACACCUUCAGCUAUGUAUUGGAGAGGAAGACAUAGUACUUUGGACCGACUCAACUGUAGUUUUAUCGUGGAUAAAAACUGACUUACCACUCAAAUCAUAUGUGUCUAAUCGAGUAAUGCAAGUUCGAGAAGUAUCGCAGUCAAGUCAAUGGAACCAUGUACCAACACAAGAUAACCCAGCAGAUUUGAUUUCAAGAGGUGUCGCAGCAGAUGAGAUGGAAGACAGUUCUUUGUGGUGGCAUGGGCCAAGUUGGAUCCAGUCGUCACAGGAUUCAUGGCCGUCCCAAGAGAUUAACAACUCUGAAAUACCAGAAGUCCGUGCGGUGAAGUUAGUGUUGAUCGCACAACCUCAGUUACCUUGUUUGUUGGACAAGUGUUCACAAUGGACAAAUCUCAUUCGAGUAACGGCGUGGCUCCUGCGAUUCAAAAACAACUGCAUUAGUAAACUACAACGCACAACAGGACAUUUAACGGUAGACGAAUUGCAUUCGGCAGAACGAAUGUGGCUGCAUCAAGCUCAGUCUAGUGCAUUCGGUCGUGAGCAGCUAGAUUUACAAAGAAAAAAUGCUAUUCAUAGCAAGAGUAGACUCCGGUGCCUCAAUCCAUUCAUUGAUGACCACGGGUUGAUUCGAGUUGGCGGGAGGUUGAGUAACAUAGCAGCAUCAGAUUCCAGAAAAUUUCCUAUUGUUCUUCCUUCCACACACAAGGUAACCGGACUUAUUUUUGAGCGCGAACAUCGACGAUUGCUCCAUGUUGGACCACAAGCGUUAUUAGCAAAUGUACAACUUAAAUACUGGCCAUUACGAGGACGUAAUAGUGCGCGCUCUACGGUGCACAAAUGUGUAACAUGUUUUCGGGCAUCACCAAAGAUAUCAGUACCAUUUAUGGCAGCUUUAUCUAGAGCGCGUGUCAUCAUUACGCGUCCAUUUUCCCGCUGUGGAAUUGAUUUCUGUGGUCCCAUCGGAAUCAGAAGUGGCAUCCGAAGAGUAUCAUCUGUCAAAGCGUACAUUGCAGUCUUUGUGUGUUUGACCACACGAGCAAUUCAUCUGGAAUUAGUGAGCAACCUCAGCACAGAAGCUUUCAUGGCGUCACUGGAUCGGUUCAUAUCAAGAAGAGGAAAAUGCAGUGAUAUUUAUAGUGACAAUGGUACAAACCUUGUAGGAGCUCAGAAGGUUCUGAAAACUUUCCUAGGUGAUAAAGCUGUGCCAGAUCAACUGGCAAAUAAAGAAAUUAAUUGGCAUUUUAUACCUCCAGCAGCUCCACACUUUGGCGGCCUGUGGGAAGCCGCUGUAAAGUCCGCCAAAACCCAUUUGACGAAGCUCGCGGCCAAUGCGUUAUUAACCUUUGAGGAGGCUUCAACGUUGCUGUGCCGAAUUGAGGCAGUGUUGAAUUAA
This is a messenger RNA of Adelges cooleyi (spruce gall adelgid), 1422 nucleotides long. RefSeq lists its product as uncharacterized. The transcript has a single exon. Gene Ontology annotation, biological process: DNA integration. The record is from RefSeq and is a predicted model, not a curated record. Gene Ontology annotation, molecular function: nucleic acid binding. The coding region runs from base 1 to 1422 and encodes 473 amino acids. NCBI's taxonomy places the organism in Eukaryota, Metazoa, Arthropoda, Insecta, Hemiptera, Adelgidae.